Molecule: messenger RNA, 1266 nt
Organism: Klebsormidium nitens
Lineage: Eukaryota; Viridiplantae; Streptophyta; Klebsormidiophyceae; Klebsormidiales; Klebsormidiaceae
Source: the annotation of a GenBank genome assembly
AUGGAGCAGAACACAGCUCAUAAACUUGUUGUCAAUCCUGAGCAGUCAGGGGGCAUGAUUGCAGUUGCCACGAGGACUCCGAAAGGUGACAACCUCCAGUUCACGCAAGAGAAGAGGCCGUCCCCUCCGCCGAGGGACUCCUCACCCCACGAAAUGUACAGCUCGGACGAUUCCUCCCCUCGGGCCUGGCGCCAUCGCAGCCCGUCCGUGACCAUCGACGUCAGCGGCCUGGCGAAUCCAGACAAGAUGCGCCGCUCCUUCCGUGAGCACUCACCCUCUCCCAGCCCUACACCCCGCCGCCGGUCGCCCCCACCCCGGAGGCCGUCACCAUCCAGGCGUUAUUCUCGAUCUCGCUCCCGCUCCAACUCGAGGCCGCCCCCUCCAAAGGCCCCUGAGCCCAAGCCAAGCCCCGGCUUUGGCUCGAUCCGAGAGGAGAAGCUGUACAUCCUGCUGACGUUGAAGCGGAUGAAGGCAGAGGGCGUGGAGGAGGUCUCUGACUACACGAUCGACUCUGACAUUGAGGAGAUGCGGAUGGAGCUCCGCACCCUGCAGGAGGACCAGAUGAUGACCAACGGGAUCGAGAGCUGCCGGACCGCUCUCAUCACGGUCACAACGGGCCUGGAGAUCAUGAACAAAAAGUACAAUCCGUUUGAUCUCGACCUGGACGGCUGGAGCCAGAGCAUCUUUGAGAGCAUCGAACGUUACGAUACGGUCCUCGAGAGGCUUGUGAAGAAGUAUGGCAAGCGGGUGUCGGCAAUCUCCCCAGAGAUCCAGCUCAUGCUCAUGCUCUGCGGCUCUGCGGCCAGCUUCUGCUUCACAAAGAGCAUGAUGAAGGCCGCCCAGCCCACCAUGACCAGGAUUGCAGAGGAGAACCCCGAGCUCGUCCGUAAGAUGAUGCAGGGCAUGGCCCCUCCAGCAGCCCAGCCUCAGGGGGUUCCAGCAGUGCCGGUAGUGCCCGUUGUCCCCGUCGCAACACCGGUCGUUCCAACCGCGUCCGUCCCUGUCCCGCAGAGCUCUCGGUAUGCGGAACCUCUGGAGCGAUUCGUGAGACCUGCCCCGCAGGCGCCAAACCCCUCGGGUGGCGAUGAUGCUAGCAGCGUCAGCCUAUCUCUCGCGGGAGACGCCGAGGUCUCCGGACUGAACGACAGCUUCUCUGUCAGCUCGAUAAGCAGCCCAAAGGGCCAGCCAGCCAUUCGGAAGGUUGCUGUCGGAGGCAAGGGAUCUGUCACCAAAAAACGUGGGAGAAUUGAGGUGAAUUUCGAGUAA